Messenger RNA from Phragmites australis (common reed), 2783 nucleotides. RefSeq names its product auxin response factor 18. Gene Ontology annotation, molecular function: DNA binding; protein binding. Gene Ontology annotation, cellular component: nucleus. Lineage: Eukaryota; Viridiplantae; Streptophyta; Magnoliopsida; Poales; Poaceae. Gene Ontology annotation, biological process: regulation of DNA-templated transcription; response to hormone. The record is from RefSeq and is a predicted model, not a curated record. The coding region runs from base 392 to 2461 and encodes 689 amino acids. The transcript has 4 exons.
UCUCUCUCUCUCUCUCUCUCUUUCUCUAUCUAUUUAGUUCUUCUGCGCCCAUGUCAGCUGUAGUCUGGGGGAAUCUGAGCCUGCUGCUCACCUGAGAGCCUGUGGGGAGGCAAACGCAGCAGAGCUGCAGAGGGAGGGAGAAGAGGGUUGCAGUCCGAAAUUGCCCCCCCCCCCCACCCAAUUCGUCGUUACCCUUCCUUUCGAGGGAUCUGAGCUGCUUCCAAAGCCUUUUCAGUUGCAAACUCUGAUGAUGAAAGCGGCUGCGCAGCGGAAAAGCUUCUCGUGGUAGUGGGAAAGGUGUGAAAUUUCCUACAUAAAAAGCUGUUGCUGUGGGUGGGAGCUGUUCAAUUCCGCUAAAAUUCUUGCCUCCGCACAGCCGUGGGAGGUAAAGAUGAUAACUUUCGUGGACUCGGCGGCCAUGGAGCAGGAGAGGGAGAGUGGCAAGUGCCUGGACCCGCAGCUGUGGCACGCCUGCGCCGGCGGCAUGGUUCAGAUGCCGCCGGUGCACUCCAAGGUGUACUACUUCCCGCAGGGCCACGCCGAGCAUGCGCACGGCCCCGUCGAGCUCCCCGCCGGGCGGGUCCCGGCCCUCGUCCUCUGCCGCGUCGCCGGCGUCCGGUUCAUGGCCGAUCCGGACACCGACGAGGUCUUCGCCAAGAUCCGCCUUGCCCCUAUCCGGCCCAACGAGCCGGGCUACACCGCCGACGCCGACGACGUCAUUGGCGCCGCGGCGGGAGCGCAGGAGGAAAAGCUCGCGUCCUUCGCCAAGACGCUGACGCAGUCCGACGCCAACAACGGCGGGGGAUUCUCCGUGCCACGUUACUGCGCCGAGACCAUCUUCCCGCGGUUGGACUACUCGGCCGAUCCCCCCGUCCAGACCGUGCUCGCCAAGGACGUGCACGGCGUGGUCUGGAAGUUCCGGCACAUCUACCGCGGCACGCCCCGCCGCCACCUCCUCACCACGGGGUGGAGCACCUUCGUGAACCAGAAGAAGCUCGUCGCUGGGGACUCCAUCGUGUUCAUGAGGACGGAGAACGGGGACCUCUGCGUGGGCAUCCGACGCGCCAAGAAAGGUGGCAUCGGAGGACUGGAGUUUCUGCAUCAGCCGCCUCCGCCGGGCGGCAAUUACGGGGGGUUCUCCAUGUUCUUGAGAGGAGAAGAGGACGGCAAUAAGAUAAUGGUGACAAGAGGGAAGGUGAGAGUGAGGGUGCGACCGGAGGAGGUCGUCGAGGCCGCCAAUCUUGCGGUGAGUGGACAACCGUUUGAGGUGGUUUACUACCCGAGGGCGAGCACGCCGGAGUUCUGCGUGAAGGCGGGGGCGGUCCGGGCGGCGAUGCGCACCCAGUGGUGCCCCGGUAUGAGGUUCAAGAUGGCAUUUGAGACGGAGGACUCGUCCAGGAUCAGCUGGUUCAUGGGGACUGUCUCGGCCGUGCAGGUGGCUGACCCCAUCAGAUGGCCCAACUCACCUUGGAGGCUUCUUCAGGUUUGUUGGGAUGAGCCAGACUUGUUACAGAACGUGAAGAGAGUGAGCCCAUGGUUGGUUGAGCUUGUAUCAAACAUGCCGGCCAUACACCUUGCUCCGUUCUCGCCUCCCCGGAAGAAGCUGUGCGUUCCAUUGUACCCCGAGCUUCCGCUCGACGGCCAGUUUCCGACACCGAUGUUCCAUGGAAGCCCGCUCGGGCGUGGGGUUGGUCCUAUGUGCUAUUUCCCGGAUGGCACUCCUGCAGGCAUACAGGGAGCCAGGCAUGCUCAAUUUGGUAUAUCUUUAUCAGAUCUCCACCUUAACAAACUGCAGUCGAGUCUGUCACCCCACAGGCUUCACCAGCUCGAUCACGGCAUGCAGCCGAGGAUCGCUGCUGGCCUUAUCAUCGGUCAUCCGGCAGCUCGAGAUGAUGCCUCGUGCUUGCUGACCAUUGGCACCCCACAGAACAAGAAAUCAGAUGUCAAGAAGGCGGCGCCGCAAUUGAUGCUUUUUGGAAAACCAAUACUCACUGAGCAGCAGAUAUCUUUAGGUGACGCCGCGGGCUUCCCUCUGGCAGCUGCUAAGAAGAGCCCUUCUGAUAGCAAUGCCAAAAGGACGGCGAGUAACUCGGAUAUUUCAAGCCCUGGAAGCAAUCAAGAUGGCACUACAGAAAACUUGUCCUGUGGAGGAGCCCCAUUGUGCCAAGAUAACAAGGUACUUGAUCUCGGGCUAGAAACCGGACACUGCAAGGUAUUCAUGCAGUCAGAGGAUGUUGGGCGCACACUUGAUCUCUCUGUUGUUGGGUCAUAUGAGGAGCUAUAUCAGAGGCUUGCUGACAUGUUUGGCAUCGAGAAAGCUGAGUUGACGAGUCAUGUUUUCUACCGUGACGCAUCUGGGGCACUGAAACACACUGGAGAUAAACCUUUCAGUGAGUUCACAAAAACUGCUCGUAGGCUGACCAUACUAACGGACACCAGCGGUGAUAGCUUAGCGAGGUAGGAAGGAGAAAAGCUCCUGUCACUUGUACAGCUUGAGGAGCGUGGUGGCUAUUUUGAAAGCAAAUUGCCACUUCCAAGUGUUGGUGCAAUUUCAAAGAGAAGCAGUUCAGUUCGGUUUUCAACGGGACCGAGUGUAAUCCAGGACCCAUAAUUUAUCGGCAGAUUUAUCAGACCCUAUUGUCGCUUGAACUGAUCAUAGCAUUUGCGUUUGAUCGCUGUUAUGUACUCUGCCAUGAACCAUUGCUCUGCAAAUGUAAUUCCUGGAAUUUUUCGGGAAGGUGUUGAAUUGUCUGAAAUGAUGAAAUGUGUGCACUUCGUCUGUA